AUGUUUAUAUCUUCUGAUACAGUUAUUGUUUAUAUCUAUGCACUUAGGAAAUAUGCGAUCCAGUGCGGUAUUGACGAUAGGCUCUCCAAGCCUGCUUUGAAGCAAAAGUUAAUAGAUUAUCUUACACAAUCUCAAAACAAUCACGAAAUCAAUAAUAAUAAUAAUAAUGAAAUACUAGAUACUACUCCAACUUAUAUAAAUAAAAUAGAAAUCAAUAUCAACAAUAAUAAUCAUAAUCAUAACAAUAAUCAUAAUAAUAAUAGUUUUGUAAAUAAUAAUAACAAUAAUAAUAAUUUUAAAGAAUAUCAAUAUAGUAAUUAUAAUGAAAGUAAUUACUAUAAUAGUCAUAAAAGUAGAGAUGAAAAAAUAAAACAAUUAAAACAAUAUAUAUUUAAUAAUAAUAAUAAUAAUAAUGAUGAUGAUGGUCUUGUAUCUUUGGAGAACAACAAUCAUAGUAAUCAUUUUGAGACUCAAUCUUCACCACCACCACCACCACCUUUAUCACCACCAAAGAAAAUAAAAAACAACAAGAGACCAGCUCCAACCACUGAUAUUAUUCUUCAGCACUACGACAUUUACAACGAGAAGCAGAAGCAAUAUCAAUGUAAAAACUGCAAAAGCAUGUUGAAUGGGUCAAACAAAAGUAAUUUAAAUAAGCAUAUAUAUCGGUGUCUCGUAUGGCCCAAUGGCAAUACAAUCACAACAACAACAACAACAACAACAAUCACCAACAACAACAACAACAAUAAUAAUGACAAAGAGGAGGAUCAACAAUCUGGACCAAAUUUUAUAGAAGAACAAUCCGAUGACUUUGAAGAGUUUGAGUUUCCAAAUAAGCGUGAAAAGACCGAGCCAUUCAUGACUAUUGACAAUUGUUUUCUGGAGUUUGGUGAUCCAAUCCUGAGCAACAGAUUGAUGAAAUCUAAUGCCGUAUCCACCAGCUGUUUCAUUUGGUCGAAUGCAAGAAAUGAGAGCUACCUGGAAAUCUCUGGUAACUCUCUUUGUUUCAACGAGAGUGGACCCCCAGAGAUUAAUCGAUUCACUCUUUCCUGCAUUCCUUUCGAUAGCAACAACCCUAAUGCUCCGAAGGAAAUACUCGAUUUUUUGGUGCAAGAAGUGAAUGCCUAUGGCUUUAAAGAAAAGAUGUUCUACACAGUUUCCGACAUCAUCUCAUCAACCGAGCUAGACCUGUUGAAGAAACAAGGUGGUUUUAACAGGUUGCUAUCCUCUCAGGAUUGUAUUGUACAAUCACUCCAGUUGGUGGUAGAGAGCUUCUUGCAGGAGCCAGACAACGAGCAGAUUGUGGAGCGUUGUCAAAGAAGAAUUCAGUCCUUCAAAAACUGUUACCUAUCCAUCUAUGAGAAGAACGAGUACAAACCAAGGUUAAAAUCAGCAUCUCGUUGGUUGUCGAUUUUAAAGUUGCUCGAGAAUACAAUAGAGAUCUCUGAGGAUAUCAACAACACGGCUGCCUUGUAUAUAAACACCGAUUUCGAACAACAAGAGUUGGAUCUGAGUGAACUGAGUAUUUCCGAUGACGAGAGUAAAGCUAUCAAAAAUAUCAUAGAUAUUCUUCAACCAUUCAGAAAUGAAACACUCAAACUCCAGAGUCCAAACUCUAAUAUUUCCGAUAUCCUGCCGUCGUAUCUCCUCAUUAGAAAACAAUUGUUAGUGCAUAAAUCAACGACAGUUCCAUCCAGUGCUGAUAGCUCCACCAUCUCAAAAAUCAUCGAAGACAUUGAGAGUAUUUAUAUCAACCAUAAUAACUAUAUCUACUUUUUUUCAUUGGAUAAAGAAUUGAUUCAAUUUGGCUUAAAAAGCAGAGAAACUUUAAAACUGAUAGCAGCAACUUUGAGUAAGUUUUCAAAAUUUUUAUAA
Messenger RNA from Heterostelium album PN500, 1875 nucleotides. RefSeq lists its product as uncharacterized. Bases 1 to 1875 code for a protein of 624 amino acids. The record is from RefSeq and is a predicted model, not a curated record. Lineage: Eukaryota; Evosea; Eumycetozoa; Acytosteliales; Acytosteliaceae. The transcript has 5 exons.